This is a messenger RNA of Sebastes umbrosus (honeycomb rockfish), 1426 nucleotides long. RefSeq lists its product as uncharacterized. The transcript has 7 exons. The record is from RefSeq and is a predicted model, not a curated record. Gene Ontology annotation, molecular function: S-adenosylmethionine-dependent methyltransferase activity. Bases 194 to 1069 code for a protein of 291 amino acids. Lineage: Eukaryota; Metazoa; Chordata; Actinopteri; Perciformes; Sebastidae.
UGCGUCUGCCCUGACGUCGGUAUGAGAACGUAUGGUUAUUUCCCUGUGUGUCUACACUUCAGGAAGCGGGUGAAGAGUUAAAUGCUGGCAUUAUAGUGCAGAGUGUGUGAGCGUGCCAGAGGAUAAGUAGGUGCAAGAAAAGAGGAGAAGAUAAAUCAGAAGUAAAAGAGGCUAAAAGGAAGGAAACAAAACAAUGGCAAACAAGACAGGAACAAGGAACAAAGGAGACCGUUACGGAGCAGAGGCCAACACCAUGACAUACCGGCUGUUUGAGGGGAAGGAUCACGCCUCGGCCUACCAAAAGUACCGCUUCACACCUCCAGAUGAGCUCAAGAACAUCAUCAUUCAAUACCUUGAUAAAAAGAAGGGACAGCCACAUGUGCUGGCAGUAGAUCUGGGAUGUGGGACAGGUCAGAAUUCCCGCUUAAUGGCACCGCACUUCCAGGAAGUGUUGGGCAUCGACGUCAGUGAGAGCCAAUUGGAGGAGGCCAGAGCUGUGCCAGGCUACCCUAACAUCACAUACAGGAAGGGGACAGCGGAGGAGCUGCCUUUUCCAGAUGGUUCAGUAGACUUGCUGACAGCAGCGUCAGCAGCCCACUGGUUUGACCAGUCCAGGUUCCUGGCUGAGGCAACUCGGGUUUUAAAACCCCGGGGUUGUGUCGCUCUGCUGGGCUUCAGUGACACCAACACAAAACUUCACUACAAGGACUGUGGAGAAAGACUCAAUCACAUCUAUGAAGAGGUGAGGCAGGUGCUGUUGCCAUACACUAACAAUCAGGUAGCUGUAUCUGAGGGUAAGCUGCAGGAGCUCUACUCAGCCAUCCCUUUCCCCGACAAAGAGAGAAUUGAGCAUAUUCGGGUGAGCUCGAUCUCGGUGAGCAGCCUGGUGGGUUUCAUCGAGUCCUGGUCCAUGUUCCAAGGUUACAAGAAGAAAGAUCCCCAGACUGCUGAAGAACUGCUGCUUAAUACUCAGAAGAGGUUCCUGGAGGAGAUGGGAGUCGUGUCUCCUGACGCUGAAAUAGAGCAGCAACUGGAAUAUUUCUGUGUCCUGGCAUCAAAACCACAAUAAUCAACAGUGUGGCAUUGGGUGUGUGUGUUUUGAGGGAGAGUUUGUGAGGCUUAGAUGUUGCAAUUUACAAUUUAGGAACUUCAAGAGGUUUAACUAUUGAUACUUGAAGGAGGGCGCUUGUUGAAUAUGGACAUUUUUAAAUCAACCCUGUUCCCCCCCCCCUGAGUAGAAUUGUUUCCCCGGUGAUUGUCUUGUGUAAUGCAAGUGGUUAAGUCAGCUGAUGAAUACCUUUGACCAGACUUACCAUAUAAUACUGCUUUUUGUCUUAAGGAAGAAUGUUUAAUAGUUUACAGUUUACAUACUGGUAUGUCGAGAUAUACAUCAAUAAAGCAUCUGACUGAGGUAACCAGUACUGUA